GUAGCGCGUAGGGCUCGACUCGUAGCGUCAGUGCCGCGGAGGCGAGCGAACCGACCGGCCGCUACGACGCUACGCGCGGCUACGCAAUGUUGUGGUUAUCCGUUACGCUUUUGGCGGUUUUUGCCUCGGUCCAAGGACGAGCGGUGAACAUCAGCAACACGUGGGUGCUGCCAGAGGAGGGGUUCCCGGUGUUCUACCGCUACUUCAGGGACCGCAUCUCGUGGUACGAGGCCGACGCCGUCUGCCAGUUCCAUCAUGCCAACCUUGUCACUGUGGACACAACAGCGCAGUACGACGCUGUGCGGGCUUAUCUCAAGGAGCUGGACAUCUCCAGCGCCGUCUGGGUCGGCCUUAUCCGCAGUAAUCCCGAUGGAGACUUCACCUGGACGGACUACCGCGGCUUAAGCGGAGAAGGGUAUUGGAGCUCAGCCCCUGACGCUCGCUCCGCCCCGCUGUGUGCGGCCGCAGACCCGGCAGCCGACUACCGCUGGGAGGCUCGAGCCUGCGGCGGGCCUACUGUGGCCUCCUUCAUAUGUGAACUACCUGUGCCUCAAUGGGCGCUCGGCAAGGAUGGUUGCAUGGUGCGCGCGCUGCCAGCGCUGACUGCGCUGUACCUGCCAGAGAGCGCCGCCGUGCAGCUCACCGCCGACUGCGGGCUGGCCGGCGUGAAGCGAGUGCAAUGUACUGGCAAUGUGAAACGUGAGGAGCUGUUGAAAGAGCUAUCCUGUAACGAAGAAGAUGAACCCUCGACUACUCCGAGCCUGACAUCAACCAGUACAAUAUGGUCGGCUACUGACACUACUCUCACUGAUCAAGAAGUAACUACAGAUGAACUAUCAACAUCUGAUAAUAUUGUUACCGAAGAAAAGGAGAUAAGUAAUUCACCGCCACAUAUUACUGAAACUUCUACUCCAUUCAGUUUACAUUCACAACCAGAAAUUUCCACACCAACAAAAUUGAGUUUGAACAUCCAAAAUUAUAUUAGAAUACCUCUAGAUAAAGAAUUUAAUCUAGAACCGAUUCAUAGUAAUGAUAUUCCACAACCAGAACACCAAGAAACUACUUUUGGUAAGGAUCAUCUUCAUAAUAUCGAGAAUAACAAGAGUUAUCAACAUCGGCUCUUACACGAUGAGAUGACGCGAUUGGGCAAUUCAGAAACUAUAUUUACACAGCCUACUGAUCAUUUUGUACCACCGCUUGUCAUGGCAAAAGCAAGAAUUAGCGAUGAUAUGACUGUUUUAUCUCUAGAAGAAAAGCAUGCCCAACAAAUAGCUGAACACCAGCGCCUAUAUAACCAUAAUAAGAUAGUGGAGCAUAUCAGUGUCACACCUUCUCCAGAUACCACCCCUAAUGUAAUAUCAACUACUCUAAUCCCAACGAACGUUAUUACAGAACAAAAAUCAACAGAUACGCCAGUACUUAUAGGCAGUGUGACAAAAGAAACAAAAUCGAAUGUUCCCAAAAAGUACUCAGAAAAACAUGAUAGUCUAAAGGUAAAGACAUAUAAACUACAAAAAACUGUAAAACUUGAUAGUCUUUCCACAUUACAACCAUUAAAGUCAGAAAAGGUGACUGAAACAGCAAUUACCAAAUUACAAACAGAUUCACACUCUGCUUCAGAAGAGGAUCCAAGUAUUGAUCUCACUGUGAUUAUAAACGAACCGGGUGCCGGGAAUGGUCAGCAAAUAUUUUAUUCCAACCACACAAAUACUUUAACUAGAACUGAACAGGUAGCCAGCAUGACGAAUUCAAGCACAAAACAACCUGUAAUGAAAUCCUCAACAACAGAAAUGCCUAUUUUAACAGCAAGUCCCGUUACUGAAAAUGAGCCACAAGAACCGUCAAGUGUUACGCUCAACCACGAAAUAAUUAAAAUAACACUAAUCAAUGAUAACACGAGCGCUGAAAAUUCAUCUCCGAUUGUAUUUGAAGUUUCAACUUUAGUACCACUCUUCAAUAAUCAGUCUGCAAACUUUUCACCUUCAUCGACACUAUCAACAGUGUUUGGUAGCAAUCAUACGACGUCUCCAGCUGUUAGCAAUAAUUCUGCAACAUCUACCACUGUUUUGACUAUAAGUAAUUCAAGCAGUACAACACAAUCUUCUGUAGAAAAUAAUUCAGUCAGGAAUUCUACCUCAGAGUUAACUACUGCUAUUCACAUGUUGACCAAUAAAGACCAAAAUGUUUCAGUGACCGAAUCGCCAGUAACAACACCAGAAUUGAUAACAGGGACAGCCACUUUAGCCACAACAACGUUAUUAGUAAAUGAGAAUGCCACCGAAGAAGUUACCAAAGCUGUCAAUAUGACUGCUGCUACGACUAUGAACAUAGAAGAUUCGACACCAGCACAAAUUGAGAUAUUUAACCACACUGAUAAUUUUGAAGGCCACGAGAACGAAGAGCAUGAUGGAGAAAUCAUAGAUGAUUAUCAAUCACCGUUACUUUCAGCUGCCAACGAGCCACUGCAUCGACCGCGGUCCCGAAGACCCCUGCCUAACCCGAAUCGGAUGAAAACAUUUAAUCCAUUCCGCAUAUUAGGUUAGGUUAGCAAACAUGACUGUAAUGACUGCCACAAAAUGGAAUUAUACUGUGGAUGAAUGACGACUGAAGAAGUAAACACUCUGCAUUUCAUUCAUAGAAUUAGUAUUCUAAAACUGUCACAAGAGAGUGAUAUGGUGCACUUA
Messenger RNA from Cydia amplana, 2684 nucleotides. RefSeq lists its product as uncharacterized. Bases 87 to 2543 code for a protein of 818 amino acids. The transcript is spliced from 6 exons. Lineage: Eukaryota; Metazoa; Arthropoda; Insecta; Lepidoptera; Tortricidae. The record is from RefSeq and is a predicted model, not a curated record.